Molecule: messenger RNA, 5012 nt
Organism: Teleopsis dalmanni
Lineage: Eukaryota; Metazoa; Arthropoda; Insecta; Diptera; Diopsidae
Gene: RecQ4
Biological process (GO): double-strand break repair via homologous recombination
Cellular component (GO): chromosome; cytoplasm; nucleus
Molecular function (GO): four-way junction helicase activity; nucleic acid binding; ATP binding
Source: RefSeq, a predicted model, not a curated record
UUGAAAAUAUCGUUUUUAGACACAACUUUUGGUGCACUUAGUUCUUGUUUUAUAUUUUAUAUAAGUAGUUUAAAUAUGAAUGAGCCUGAAUUUAAGAAAAAAUAUCAAAAAUAUAAAAUGCGUGUAAAAGUUUGGGAAAAGGAUUUUCGAAAAAAACAUGGCAGAAUUCCAUCGAAGUAUGAUAUACAAGAAGCACCUAGAGAAAUUCGAGAUUCCUAUAAAAUGUACUAUAAACUGAAAACUUCAUUUCUUGAAGACACUCUUAGUGAUGUAUUCACAGAGGAUGGAUUUGAUGUGUUGGAAAUAUCGCAAACAGAAGAAAAUAGUUUUGGUGAUUUUAACGACGAAGAAUUUAUAAACACCGCACCAAAUUUAUCUGCGAGUAUAAGUAAAUUAGUAGAUAAUAUUGGUAAUGAUACUGCAUCCUUUACCAAUUUACAAGAGCUACCAACACCAAACGCCAUAUCGAAUGUAGUUAAUGUAAACGAGAAUCAUGUUAUUAAAAAUUUUGAGGCUGUUGAAGAGCUCGAUAUUAAUAAAAAAGCUUGGGGAAGAAAUGUUAGUUCUACACCAAAUGCUACUGCUACCAAAUCGGAAAGUAAAUCUUUUAAACCAAACUUGAAUAUGAAGCUUUUUAGUUCAAGUUCCUUUUCAAAACGAAACCCCCGCAAAUCUCUCAAUCGUUCAAAUUUGGAUACAUCACUACGUUCAACUCAAAGCAAUAUUAGUACACCUAGCGGUCACAAACAUAUAGAUUUGCCCGAUUUGGAGACUAUACUGCUGAAAAAGGCUCACGAGCAACAAGCAACUGUAGUUUCCAGUAACCAAUUACUAUUGUCUGCCAAAUCGAAAGACGCCAUAAAGACUCAUGUCGACGAAGGUUGGCUGCAGAGGAAUUCAGCAUUUAUUAAUACCAAAUCUGAAAAUGUUAACUUAAAGACUGACCAAAAAGAUUUAGUUUUAAAUACAACUAAGGAGAAACGUCAUUAUGGUUUAUCAAAUAUAAAUGUUUCAAAUAUUAUCCAAAGCGAUAAAAGCAUAAAUUCCUUAGAAAUUUCAAACUUGAAAAAAGAGGAUUCACAAAUUGGAAGCACUGCUGUCGAACCUGCAUUUAAAAUUGUUAAACAAAUGAAAACAACAGUUAAAAGCGAUUCUGAUUCUGUAGUUUCUGAUAGUGGAGAGGAAACCGUAUCACAAGAAAUAAGACACAUUGUAAAACGUCGCAAAAUAGACCCUUCACAAGAGCAGAACAUUAAAGCUUUUAAAAAUCUAACAAACAUAUCAACAAAUAAAAAUAAAAAUGCUGAAUCAACAGAAAAAGUAAAUAAUUUAACUGAAUGUGAUGUUCCGGCAGAUGAUAAUAAAGAUGCACCUAUGAAAAGUAGAAUUGCAACAACAAAACGUGCAAAAAAAGUUAACAAAAAUGCACAGCGAAACAGCUCACUGAAUACAUCAACCACAAAUGACGAAUCAGCAAACGAUGACAUAAGUACAGACCAGCAAGUACUAAGGAAAAAAAGAGCAACUACUGGGACUACAUAUACUAAGAAUGUCCAAAAUAAUUCCGAUACUGAGGCGAAUAAGAAUCGACUAAACACUUCCACUGAGUACGAUUUUACAGAUGACGACAAAGAUGCUGACUAUCAAGCACCAAAAGCCAAUAGAAAAACUAUUGCAGCUAAACGCACCAAAAAACCGAAAAAUUCUACUGAACCAAAGGAUAAAAAGAUUCGUGCUUCCAAAAACAAAAAGGAAAAAACAACUGUAAAAAGAGACCGUAAGUCGAUGAAAGCAAAUACAAAUGAGUUGGAAGCUCGCGAAACGGAAGAACAAGAGGAACAACCAUUAAAUCCUGACGACUUAAAAUAUGCACUUGCUUUGGAAAAUAGUUCUAUUACAUCUAUGCCACGCAUUAAAAUAUCGGAAUUGGAUGCAGCGGACAACGUAGCGCAAAAUUAUAUAAAUACCUUUGAACAUAUAGCGAGUUCAUCAAGAGCCGAACAAAGACCUAUUGUAGAUGAGAAACGUGAGGCUGCACGUAAAAAGCUGGAAGCUAAAAUUGCGAGUGGAAAACUUAAUGAGAAUUUCGUUUCAAUAAAUAUACAAAAGAAAACAUUUGUUCGUGGCAAGAAAAAUAUAAACUAUUCGAAAUAUAAAAAGAAAAUGUGGAAGCAUAAGAAACGAAUUUCUGCGCUAACUGGUCCAGAUAUGGAUAUGGGUGGUUGUGAUGGAGGUGUACUUACGUGCUUUACUUGUGGACAAACUGGCCAUUUUGCACAGAAUUGUAAAAUAAAGUGUGACGGGUUGUUACCAUUGUCAGCGCAAAUAGAAGAAGAUCCUUCCCCGUUUCCGACAAUGGAGGAAGUAGAACAUAUGGCAUCACAAAAAGCUAUAUCCGUACAUAGCAGAAAUAUAUCAAAAUUACCUGCAUCUAGUAAUGCCGCUAUAUACCGAAAUAAGAGUGAAGAUCAAGAGGAGAAUAAUGCUGAAGAUUUUUCGGAAAGUGAUACGAACAAAGAGUGUGAAAAUAGCAUUGAAACAGAUGAAGAAUUAGAGAGUUUAGAUUUACAAGAUAUAUUAGCUGGUACGAGCGAAAAAGAACAUAAUAAUCCAGAACAAAUUUCUCCAAUUAAGAAGUAUGUUGGACACAAAAUUCCUGAAGAUUUUCUUGAAAAAGCUGGACUAAUUAAAAAUACAGAAAGUUCAAAUUCUGUAGGUGCUUUAUAUGACUUAAAUUCAGAUGGAACUGUAAAAGACGUAACCCCUGAAGUAAUAGAAGCUUUACAUUUGUUUGGACACACUAAUUUUCGAAAAGGUCAGGAUCGCGCAAUUAUGCGUAUUCUAUCUGGACUCUCUACACUGGUUACACUCAGUACAGGUAGUGGAAAAUCAUUGUGUUAUCAACUGCCCGCUUAUUUGUAUAGUCGACAAAAGAAAUCUAUUACUUUGGUUAUAUCACCUUUGGUAUCGCUUAUGGAAGAUCAAGUCACAGGAGUGCCACAUUUUUUACGCGCUCAUUGCCUUCACACCAACCAAACCCCGCAACAACGUCUCAAGGUAUUGCAGAUGAUAAGCAAUGGGGAAAUUGAUAUAUUGCUGGUAUCGCCAGAAGCAGUUGUUGCUGGUGAACGUUCCACUGGUUUUGGCUCUAUUUUAAGACAACUGCCUCCGAUAGCUUUUGCAUGUAUUGAUGAAGUUCACUGUGUCUCGCAAUGGAGUCAUAAUUUUCGACCAAGCUAUUUAAUGGUUUGUAAAGUUCUAAAGAAUAAUUUGGGUAUUAAAACAGUGCUUGGCUUAACUGCAACUGCAACCAAAACGGCGCGCAUGAGCAUAAUCGAUCAUUUGGGCAUACCGGAUCCUGAGUUUGGUAUCAUAAGUGACAUACCACUACCAGAUAACUUAGUGUUAUCUGCAUCAAAAGAUGAAAACAAAGAUAAUGCAUUACUUUAUUUAUUGAAUAGCAAAAGAUUUGAUCAGUGUCAAUCCAUUAUUAUCUACUGUACGAGACGUGAUGAAUGCGAACGUAUUGCUGGAUUUCUGAGAACUGUUAUGCAGGACCGUAAAGAUGAACCAGAAAAAACAAGUAAAAAUAAGAGGAAACGAGUGAAUUGGCAAGCUGAACCGUAUCAUGCUGGCAUGCCAGCAUCCAGGCGUCGCACUAUACAAAAUGCUUUUAUGAGCAAUGAACUUAGAAUUGUAGUAGCUACUAUAGCUUUCGGAAUGGGUAUUAAUAAGCCCGAUAUUCGUGCAGUGAUACAUUACAAUAUGCCGAGAAAUUUCGAAAGCUACGUUCAAGAAAUUGGUCGCGCUGGACGCGAUGGUAAAAUAUCACAUUGUCACCUAUUUCUGGAUUCUAAGGGUAACGAUCAAAAUGAAUUACGUCGCCAUAUAUAUGCAAACUCCAUAGAUCGUCAUGUUAUAAGAAAAUUAUUGCAAAAAGUUUUUGUGCCUUGCGCUUGCGAUAAAAAUAAUAAAAGGCAAGUAUGCUUAAACCAUAUCAUCUGUUCUCCGCUUAAAUUAUUAUAUAUGACUAGAUCGAUUUCUUUGGCAAAUGACCAGCGUAUUUGUCAGGGACAUGAAAUUGGAUUUGCUACGGAGAGCACAGUUGAAACGUUAGAUAUACCAGAAGAAAACAUAUCUACGUUAUUAUGUUAUUUGGAAUUGGAUACGAGAUGGAAUAUAAAUGUGCUGAGCUCAGCUUAUGUUAUGGCUAAAGUAAUUUCUUAUGGUGGCGCGAAAUAUUUAAAGUAUGCAGCUAAAGAAUGCCCACCACUUGCAAUGGCCAUUGCUUUAAAGAUAAAGAAUAAAACUUUCAAAGAAGAUGAGAACAUAAUUAACUUUUCUGUUGUAGAUAUUGCUGCUGCUAUUGGUUGGAAUAGCGGUGUCGUGAAGUAUCAGCUGAAAAACUUGGAAUGGAUACAAGUAAAUGGCAGAUCAACGCGUUCUUCCAUUAGUGUAAGUUUCUACGAUCUAGGAUUUCGCAUUAAAGCACCAGGAGAUUUUACAUCUGAAGAAAUCGAUGACGCUUUGGAUACGCUUUAUAAUCGUGCAGUCCAACAGGAGAAAACACAAUUAAUACAAUUGCAAUAUGUAUUCCAUGGCUUGUCAUCGGUAUCCUAUAAUAGUUAUGGACCUUGCGCAUCAGAGAACUUUAAGCAUGAUCGUUCGGAUCAAUUGAAGGCAAUUAUACGCGAAUAUUUCCGCAAUGAUUAUCCAAAAGAUUUAAAAUUAGAAACAGAGCCAAACUCUGAGCCCGAUGAUUACAUUAUAGGUGAUAUUAAUGCGAUUAUCAAUAUGUAUCCGGAUAAUGCUUUUAGUGGACGUAACAUUGCACGCAUAUUUCAUGGCAUAGCUAGUCCAAAUUAUCCAGCUGUGAUUUGGGGACGUUGCAAGUAUUGGCGGGCUCAUUCAAAUAGCAACUUUAACAAAAUUGUUCAAUUAGCUAACGCGGUUAUUGUUAAACGUCGUACUUGAUAUUAUGUUAUAUUUAUUUAUGUUAUAGAAAAAUGUUG